CUUUGCAUCAUUGCAUGUCUCUCACUCACACUCCCAUUACUCUCACCAUGAUUUGUAGAAGCAGCAGCACCACCACCUUCACAUGCUGCUUUCAAAGAUUUGACCCACUUCACCGUUUCACACACAUUUCCAUUCCCAUUUCUCUCACUAAACCCUCUUCUUUUUCAACCCCAUUUCUAACCCUUUUCAAACCCUCUUCUUCUUCUUCUUCUUUGACUCUCACAACGCAACCACCGCAAGCUCGCCGGAAAUUCGCCCUGCCGGCAACCAUGCUCCACCAAAACCCUCUAGUCUCCGACAUCUGUGCUCUUGCUGUGUCUGGUGCUAUCGCCUUCUCCUUCCUUAGGUUCUUUGAAGAGACCGCUAAACGAUCCCUCUUUGACCAGAAAUUGAAUAGGAAACUUGUGCAUGUAAGCAUUGGGCUGAUAUUCAUGCUCUGCUGGCCACUGUACAGUUCUGAUGGUUGGGGACCCAUCUUAGCUUCUCUUAUUCCGGGUAUCAAUAUAAUUCGGAUGCUUGUUAUCGGGCUUGGAAUAUACAAGGAUGAGGCCACCGUGAAAUCAAUGAGUAGAUUUGGAGAUUACAGGGAACUCCUUAAAGGACCACUAUAUUAUGCUGCUACCAUUACUUUGGCAUCGAUAAUAUACUGGAGAACUUCACCUAUUUCCAUAGCUGCAAUUUGCAAUCUGUGCGCAGGAGAUGGCCUAGCUGACAUUGUCGGAAGGCGAUUUGGCGAUAAAAAGAUUCCUUACAAUAGAAACAAGUCCUAUGCUGGUUCAAUUGCAAUGGCAGCAGCUGGAUUCUUAACUUCCGUCGGGUAUAUGAGCUAUUUUUCGUGGUUUGGAUACAUGGAGGGAAGCUUGAAGUUGGUUCUGGGUUUUCUAAUUGUGUCUGUUGUCACGGCACUUGUCGAGUCCCUUCCUAUCAGCACCGAACUCGACGACAACCUCACGGUUCCCCUCACUUCCAUAUUGGUCGGAAGUGUCAUCUUCUGAUUGUAAGACCAAAUUGUAGUAACAAAGUAAACUAGUUUAGGAAUUGUUCUGUAGAUCUCUUCCACUUUCAAUCUUAUUGUUAUUAGAGAAUAUUUAGAUCCAAAGUAGCCCCAUGUGUUGUGUUUGGAUAUAGCUGAAAAAAUGGGGGUGAUUGUUAUGUUCGCUAUCAAUAAUAAUAUUGUACAUGUUCAGAAUAUGAAUGCAUGCUUACAA
Messenger RNA from Arachis stenosperma, 1208 nucleotides. RefSeq names its product probable phytol kinase 3, chloroplastic. Gene Ontology annotation, molecular function: kinase activity. NCBI's taxonomy places the organism in Eukaryota, Viridiplantae, Streptophyta, Magnoliopsida, Fabales, Fabaceae. The coding region runs from base 15 to 995 and encodes 326 amino acids. The transcript has 6 exons. The record is from RefSeq and is a predicted model, not a curated record.